CCGAUAUAUUUAAACAUAAUUAAUUAAACAAUCAUAAUUAAGAGAACAAAAUAUAAACUUGAUUACGCACUUUUUGUAUUGUCAAAAAUGACGUUAAUCGCUAUUAUCGCGGUUUAAUUAUUAUCUAGCACGUCUUUGAUAUAAAAGUACUGGAACGCGUUAUUUUGAUAUUCAGAAAACUUUCAGCAACGGCAGUGGUAAAAGUUUGUGUUCUCUGAUCAGAAAAGUGAAAAAAUACUUCAAUUCGAUUAAUGUAGCAUCAUCGAAUAUGAAAAGUUUUAUUAUAAUUUUGUUAUUUCAAUUUCUCAUCCUAAUUGUAGUUAGUCAACCAGUGAACAAAUUAACUGAUGUUGAUACAAAUUAUGGAGUACACAGAUACCCAAGGACCUUAAUCUAUUUUCCACCUUGCAAGAUGAACCAAUACUUUGACAAAGAAAAAGGUUUUUGUUUGAAUGUACUCGGUGGUGGUAAAGCGCUUUACAUAAAUAAUACAUCUUGUGGAACAAACGUGUUAAAGCCACAUUGUUAUAAUCCAAGAUAUUACUAUAUCUGUAAGAAAAAUAAAACUAUUCUGGCACAAUGUUCUCAAAAUAAACAUUUCGAAGUUCAUUUACAAAAAUGUACUUUGAUAUAUCAUGGAAAAAACACUCCUAAUAAAACCAAUUCUAAUAGUUGUCAAAAAGUAGGUAUAUUUCCAAUUGCUAAUGAUUGUCAUCAAUUCUAUACUUGUACAGCUUAUGGUCAUCGAAUGAAACAAAACUUCUACAUAUGUCCAAAAAAUAUGGCCUUCGAUAUGGAAACAGAAAUGUGUAAACCUUCGAGUACUUGCAAAGAAUCAAGAUUAUCUUCCACGUGUUUAUUUAGCAGUGAAAAAGAAGAUAUGACUCUAGAGGAAGCAAAUAUGUUCUUAAAACCGAUGGACAAAUCGUUAACGUGUGAAACGAUAUUUACGAGUGAUGAGGAAACUAUGACUACUGAAAGGAAUUAUAACAAUAAUGAAAUUAAAUCGACAACUUCUUAUAACAAGCCGACUGUAUCUGAAUUUACGGAACCCAGCGAUAGGAAUAUUACAACCACGAUCGAACGUGCUUCGGAAACAUCACAGUCUAUAAACACUGUCGCUUCCGAGAUAUAUACAACUGCAAUGUAUUCGCCGACUAAGGAAGAAAUCACGUACACGAUAGAGCAAACUUUGUCUACAGAGAAAAAUGGAGAUAUAGAAUCGUUAAUUUCAAAAGAAUCUUCCGAGCAAGAACAUAAUGGUAAAAUAAUUAAUAAUAAUAUACAAUCAACUGAUGCAAUGCAAACUUUUUCCACUGAACUAACAAUUUUAGAUGAUACAAUUUCCCGAAGAACGGGAUCAGAGACACAAUCAAACAUAGAAAUACUAAAUAGUACACCAGCAAUAGAAGACUUGGAUGGACCAUUAGCUAAUGAAGAAGAGAUUACCGAUUUGCCAUCAGCAAUAAUUAAUGACAAUCCCGACACAGAAAAAUCAGAAAUAAAUUUAAAUGAUCCAUCUCUAGAAAUUCUUAAUACUACACAAUCAAAUAUAGAAAUACCAAAUAGUACACCAGCAAUAGAAGACUUGAAUGAACCAUUAACUAAUGAAGAAGAAAUUACUGAUUUGCCAUCAGCAAUAAUUAAUGAUAAUCCUGACACAGAAAAACCAGAAAUAAAUUUCAAUGAUUCAUCUUUAGAAAUUCUUAAUACUACACAACCAAAUAUAGAAAUACCAAAUAGUACGCCAGCAACAGAAGACUUGAAUAAACCAUUAACUAAUGAAGAAGAAAUUACUGAUUUGCCAUUAGCAAUCAUUAAUGACAAUCCUGACACAGAAAAACCAGAAAUAAAUUUCAAUGAUCCAUCUCUAGAAAUUCUUAAUACUACACAACCAAAUAUAGAAAUACCAAAUAGUACACCAGCAACAGAAGACUUGAAUGAACCAUUAACUACUGAAGAAGAGAUUAUCGAUUUAUCACCACCAGCAAUUGAUGUAACAACUAAUCGCAAUCCUGAUGUAAAAGGAUAUACAGAAUUAGGUGUAAAUUCUAAUGAUCCAUCUUCAGAAAUUCUUAAUAUUGGAGAACCGAAUAUAGAAAUGCCACAUAGUACACCAGCAACAGUAGAAUUCAAUGAAUUUGCUGAAGAAAAGAGUUCUAAUUUUAUAUCAGCAGUUAAUAAUAAUGAUUCUGAAAUGAAAAAACAGAAGGAAACAGAUAGAAAUUUAAACGAUCAGUUAUCAGAAAUAUUUAUUACUGAUAUACCUAAUAUAGAAAUGGAACACAAUAUAGUGACAACAAUAAAAGUUAUUGAACAGUCAACUUUCGAAUCCGAAAGUUCUGAUAUUGUUUCAGAAAUUCCUCCCGAUACUUUAACUAGUAUCAAAGAAAACGAUAUACAUACAAUCGUAAAUUUAAGUGAUUCAUCAAUGGAAAUUACUACUCCUAGUUUAGAUAAAUAUGCUGUUACGAAUGGAAAAGAAACAUUUAUGGAAAAGAAAAUAUCAAAUAAUGAUGGAACUGAAAAUAACGUAUUUGUUGAAAGUGUUACAAAUGUAGUGAAAUCAUCAGAAAAUUACAAUUUUCAAAAUUAUGUAUCUUCAAUUUCUAUUAACCCAGCAAGUUAUUCUGGUAUGAUAUCUGAGAACAAAUUUGAAGAACCUUCUUCAAUAUCAAUUACAGAUAGAACUGUUUUUAAUAAAAAUGAAGAAAAUAAUACACCAUCGACAUAUAAAGAGUCUAAUAUAAUGAAAACAAAUUCUCCCAUAGAAAUAAAUAUAAAAUAUACAACUUCUGUUAAUAAAAAUUUAAAUAAUAUUGGAAAUGAAAAAUCGAUUUUUUCUUCCGAUACAAAUAAAAAUGAAAAUGAUAAAUCGAUUUCACAAGCGAAUAAAUUAACAACUAGUUUUCAAGAUUUGAUUGCUAAAUGUAGAAAUCAUAUGUCAGCAGAAACUAUCAUACAAUCAACCAAAUCAAAUCCCACUAAUGAAAAAUAUUCAGAUUCAUUUCAUAUGCAAUCACAUUCUCUGGUUUCAGAUAAGAAAAACGCAGACAAGCAAAACAAAAUUUUUGUAGAAGACUCUUUAUCGAAAUAUAUAUACUCUGGAAAGACGAUAUCAAAAAAUUUCAUAUUACCCAUUACGUCAGCAGUGUUAAAUUUCAUUGAUAAAUUUGAAUGCUAUUUGAAAAAUACGUUUGUAAAGAUAUUUCACUGAAAAAAAUAUAUAAAUUACAAAUAUUAGUGAAAAUGCAAA
This is a messenger RNA of Apis florea (little honeybee), 3256 nucleotides long. RefSeq lists its product as uncharacterized. The record is from RefSeq and is a predicted model, not a curated record. Gene Ontology annotation, cellular component: extracellular region. Gene Ontology annotation, molecular function: chitin binding. Lineage: Eukaryota; Metazoa; Arthropoda; Insecta; Hymenoptera; Apidae.